AUGAUGAACCAAACCGCUGCCCUACUUGGUGUCACUAUGGAAGAAAUGGCAACUCUUAAACAAGCCUUUCAAUUAUAUGAUCCAAAAGGCCUCGGAGGUAUUCCUCUCGACCGUUUCGCUCAGGUCCUCAAAGCUCUCGGAAUCGCAACCGAUCCUGUCCAGAUCCAGGCAAUCAUCAGAGCAGCAGACGCUAAUGGCGACAAUCUCAUCGACUUUGACGAAUUCGUCCAGGCCAUGGCAGAACACAUUCCCCCAACCCCACCUCUGGAGUCUGAAAACGAAGAAGACGACGAUGAAGAAGAAAGAGAAAGAGGAGGAUAUUUUAGAGCUUCAAAUCAUCGGGCAAUCAGAAAAUCUGUCUUCCACGAUCAGGACGAUCUUGUGCUCUGCUUCCAACAAUUUGAUAAGAAUAAGGAUGGUCUGAUCAGUCGCCAGGAAUUAGAACAGGUUAUGGCUGAUUUAGGAGAGCGUAUGAGUCCCCAGGAAAUCAAGGACAUGAUGGAUGAGGCAGACACAAACAAGGACGGAUUUAUUGAUUUUGAAGAAUUUAAGCAUCUUUUACCACCCCUUUAG
Phycomyces blakesleeanus NRRL 1555(-) is the source of this 573-nucleotide messenger RNA. Its product is annotated as calmodulin. Gene Ontology annotation, molecular function: enzyme regulator activity; calcium ion binding. Bases 1 to 573 code for a protein of 190 amino acids. NCBI's taxonomy places the organism in Eukaryota, Fungi, Mucoromycota, Mucoromycetes, Mucorales, Phycomycetaceae. The transcript is spliced from 2 exons. The record is from RefSeq and is a predicted model, not a curated record.